AUGGAGCUGCUGGUGAGUGAGCUGAAUGCCCUCCUAAAGUUACUGGAUCAGGAGACCUUAAGCUCAUCAGCCCAGGAGAAGAAGACCUCUGUCUGGAACCUACUGAAGCAGAUACAACCAUCAGUUUCAGGUACAGACUACAUCUACAUGAACUCAGCAGUAUACAGAAAUGGCACCAGUUUUGUUGAGUCCCUCUUUGAGAAGUUUGGCUGUGAGCUUGGAGACCUCAAGGAUGUUCCAGAUGAUUUAAAACUAGAAAAAGACACACAAUCUGAGACUUUAAAUGAGAACUGUGGAAACACCUCAGCUGUGCAUUCAGCAGACUCUCCCCCGCCUCUGCCCACAACACCACCCCCAGAGGAUUAUUAUGAGGAGGCAGUGCCACUGAGUCCGGGCAAGAUGCCUGAAUACAUCAUCACAAGAGUUCGACCUAGCCCUCCCAACUCCAUAGAGGACGGAUAUGAAGAUGCAGACAGCAACUACCCCACCACCCGCAUCAACUCGCAGCGCAAAAACUCCUAUAAUGAUUCUGACGCUCUGAGUAGCUCCUAUGAGUCGUAUGAGGAAGACGAGGAAGAGAGGAGCCCCGGUACGCAACUCACACAUCAGUGGCCCUCGGAUGAGAGCUCCAUGCCUCCUACCAGGGACUGUCGCAUUUGUGCCUUCCUGCUCCGCAAGAAACGCUUCGGCCAGUGGGCCAAACAGCUCACGGUCAUACGAGAGAAUCGAUUACAAUGUUACAAGAGUUCCAAAGAUACAUGCCCCUAUGUGGACCUGCUGCUGCCCCAGUGCACUGUGGUUUACGCACCUAAAGAUAGCAAGCGGAAGCAUCAUGAACUCCGGUUCACCCUACCCAAUGGAGAUGCUUUGGUGUUGGCUGUGCAGAGCAAGGAGCAAGCAGAUAGAUGGCUCAGGGUCGUCAGAGAGGUGAAGGGUCAAUGCACUGGACCGGAGAUAUGCCCGUCUCCAGUCAUUCUGAGGAAAACCGAACUUGACAAGAGAUUGUCUGCAGAGAGGAACAAUUCAGAUUCAGACAGUGUUGGCGUAUCAACAGGGGAGAACGCCCGAGAAAACGGUAAAGUGAAGCGCGGAGCCUUAGCUGCGGGUCGAAAGAUCACACGGAUCAUCAGCUUCUCAAAGAAGAAGACUUCGCGGACAGCCUACAAUGACCCUCGACAAGGUUAUCUUUCAGUGCUCGUCAAUCAAGAAUGGCAGGAGCAUUGGUGCUGUGUGUGCAGAGGCUUCCUGCACUUCUACCAUGAGAGAGGCGAUCAUCAGACGUCCUUGCCCUCACUCCCACUACACGGCUGUGAGGUGGUGCCAGGCCUAGGACCCAAGCAUCCAAUUGCCUUCAGAAUUUUGCGAGCAAGUACCACUGUGGCUUCACUUGAGGCAGCCAACUCUGAGGACCUCGGGAGAUGGCUCGGGGUUCUCCUGGCAGAAACUGGCUCCGCAACGGAUCCAGAGUCUCUGCAUUAUGACUGCGUGGACUUGGAGACCAUCGCUAAUAUCCGCAAUGCUGCGCGCCAUUCAUUCCUGUGGGUCACAUCGUCCGGAAGUAACACAGACUCCAGAACAUAUGAUGAGGUCCCUAAUGAGGAUAUCCAGUCGAUGGAUAACUGCCGGCAGCAGUGUGGGAAUCAAGGGAAACGGCGCUCCAGUUUCUCCAGCAGUGAUUCUGACAAAACAAAGUCAUUAAACUCCCUCAAACGAACAGGCUCAGAUUCUAACCAGUAUGCAAGGUAUGGUAAAACGCGAGCGGAGGAGGAUGCCAAGCGUUAUCUGAAAGAAAAAGAAGACUUAGAAAGAGAGAAGGAUGAAAUUCGGAAUACGCUCUCAAACCUCCGACGGGAGAAGAAAGAGCUGAAGGAACAGCUGCAAACAGCUUGUGAGAAGAGAGGUCUCCUCAUUAACCAGCGUGUGUCCCAGCUGGAAGAGGCCUGUCGUGUGAAGGAAGCAGCACGAGUGGACCUGGAGCUGCGACUGUCCCACGUCAAAGAAAACAUCAAGAAAAGUCUGGCAGGUGGAGCACUGGGAGCACCCGUGGAGCGUAUCCCUCCUGUCACGGGGUCCAGAAAGAAGACACAAAAUAUCUACAGUGAGAGUUUACCAGUAAACUGUGCUUCUGAGAUGCGCAAGAGGCCUCCUUCUGUGUAUGCUUCAACUUCAGGAACUGUCAUGCAGAAGGCAAAGGAAUGGGAAUCCAAGAAAGGAACUUAA
Nerophis lumbriciformis (worm pipefish) is the source of this 2220-nucleotide messenger RNA. NCBI's taxonomy places the organism in Eukaryota, Metazoa, Chordata, Actinopteri, Syngnathiformes, Syngnathidae. The record is from RefSeq and is a predicted model, not a curated record.